This is a messenger RNA of Loxodonta africana (African savanna elephant), 1902 nucleotides long. RefSeq names its product poly(U) binding splicing factor 60 (gene PUF60). Gene Ontology annotation, molecular function: RNA binding. Gene Ontology annotation, cellular component: precatalytic spliceosome; catalytic step 2 spliceosome. The record is from RefSeq and is a predicted model, not a curated record. The coding region runs from base 92 to 1765 and encodes 557 amino acids. Gene Ontology annotation, biological process: mRNA splice site recognition; alternative mRNA splicing, via spliceosome; regulation of alternative mRNA splicing, via spliceosome. Lineage: Eukaryota; Metazoa; Chordata; Mammalia; Proboscidea; Elephantidae. The transcript is spliced from 12 exons.
GAGAGUUCCGUCCUUUCCGGGCCUCAGAUCGCGCGAGACCGCAGAGGGAACAGGAGCGAGUGGCGCGCGCGGCGGCCGCGACGGACGCAAGAUGGCGGCAGCGACCAUAGCUCUCCAGGUAAAUGGCCAGCAAGGAGGGGGGUCCGAGUCGGUGGUGGCGGCAGCGGCGGCGGGAGACAAGUGGAAACCUCCACAGGGCACAGACGCCAUCAAGAUAGAAAAUGGGCAGAGUACAGCCGCGAAGCUGGGGCUGCCCCCCCUGACACCCGAGCAGCAGGAGGCCCUCCAAAAGGCCAAGAAGUAUGCCAUGGAACAGAGCAUCAAGAGCGUGCUGGUGAAGCAGACCAUCGCACACCAGCAGCAGCAGCUCACCAACCUGCAGAUGGCAGCAGUGACAAUGGGCUUUGGAGAUCCUCUCUCACCUUUGCAAUCGAUGGCAGCUCAGCGGCAGCGGGCGCUGGCCAUCAUGUGCCGGGUCUACGUGGGCUCUAUCUACUACGAGCUGGGAGAAGACACUAUCCGCCAAGCCUUCGCGCCGUUUGGGCCCAUCAAGAGCAUCGACAUGUCCUGGGACUCGGUCACUAUGAAGCACAAGGGCUUUGCCUUUGUGGAGUACGAGGUCCCAGAAGCUGCACAGCUGGCCCUGGAGCAGAUGAACUCGGUGAUGCUGGGAGGCAGGAACAUCAAGGUCGGCAGGCCUAGCAACAUCGGGCAGGCCCAGCCCAUCAUCGAUCAGCUGGCUGAGGAGGCGCGGGCCUUCAACCGCAUCUACGUGGCUUCGGUGCAUCAGGAUCUGUCAGAUGAUGACAUAAAGAGCGUGUUUGAGGCCUUCGGCAAGAUCAAGUCUUGUACUCUGGCCCGGGACCCCACAACUGGCAAGCACAAGGGCUACGGCUUCAUCGAGUAUGAGAAAGCCCAGUCGUCCCAAGAUGCUGUGUCUUCCAUGAACCUCUUCGACCUGGGCGGUCAGUACCUGCGGGUAGGCAAGGCCGUUACCCCCCCCAUGCCCCUGCUCACGCCUGCCACACCUGGGGGCCUCCCACCUGCUGCUGCUGUGGCCGCAGCUGCAGCCACAGCCAAGAUCACCGCACAGGAAGCAGUAGCUGGAGCGGCGGUGCUGGGCACGCUGGCCACGCCAGGAUUGGUGUCACCUGCCCUGACGCUGGCCCAGCCCCUAGGCGCUCUGCCUCAGGCCGUCAUGGCUGCCCAGGCCCCUGGUGUCAUCACAGGUGUGACCCCGGCCCGUCCUCCCAUCCCGGUCACCAUCCCCUCCGUGGGGGUGGUGAACCCCAUCCUUGCCAGCCCUCCAACGCUGGGUCUCUUGGAGCCCAAGAAGGAGAAGGAAGAAGAAGAGCUGUUCCCUGAGUCGGAGAGGCCAGAGAUGCUGAGCGAGCAGGAGCACAUGAGCAUCUCAGGCAGCAGCGCCCGCCACAUGGUCAUGCAGAAGCUGCUCCGAAAGCAGGAGUCCACGGUGAUGGUUCUGCGCAACAUGGUGGACCCCAAGGACAUUGAUGAUGACCUGGAGGGGGAGGUCACCGAGGAGUGCGGCAAGUUUGGGGCCGUCAACCGUGUCAUCAUCUACCAGGAGAAGCAGGGUGAGGAGGAGGAUGCAGAGAUCAUUGUCAAGAUCUUCGUGGAGUUUUCCAUGGCCUCAGAGACUCACAAGGCCAUCCAGGCCCUCAAUGGGCGCUGGUUUGCUGGCCGAAAGGUGGUGGCUGAAGUGUAUGACCAGGAGCGUUUCGAUAACAGUGACCUUUCUGCGUGACCUCGGCCCCCCUCCCAGGACUUGCACUUGCUCCUUGUUUUCUCUGGGUUUUAUAGAAUGGUCUGGUGGUAUUCUUGGGCCAAGCUCCCUCUGCCUAGCCUGGUCCAUAGUGUGGAUAAAAGUGCAGAUGCUGCUGG